AAUAAUACACCCAGAUCUUCUUUCACCUCAACCUUCAAGAACCCGAUCCCCCCAUAGAAAAAAAAAAUACAGCAAAAAAGUAUUUUCUUGGGUCAAUUCUUGAGUUAUUUUUCUGCUAUGCAUCAAGAAUUGGAGCGGUCAGUGUAGCAGAAAAGAAGCACUAGUUCAGAGAAUAGAGCAUAGGGAGGGUCAGCGGUUCGUUUUCACUGGAAAAUCCCAAAAAGGUAGGCAAGUAAGAAGAUGGGAAGGAGCUUAAGCCCAAUAGUGAGGAAGGAGUUGGAGAAUCUUGACAAGGAUGCUGACAGUAGGAAGUCAGCCAUGAAAGCCUUGAAGUUGUAUGUGAAAGAUCUUGAUUCCAAGGCAAUCCCUCUCUUCCUAGCUCAGGUGUCCGAGACAAACAAGGAGGGCGGUAAAUGUGCAUCGCCAGCUGGCGAAUACGCCAUCUCGCUGUACGAGGUUCUUGCCCGCUUCCACGGGCCCAAAAUCGUCCCUCAGAUCGACAACAUCAUGUCCACCAUCAUCAAGACCUUGACUUCGAGCGCGGGCUCGUUCCCUCUCCACCAAGCCUGCGCGAAAGUGGUCCCGGCCAUUGCGAGGUACGGGAUGGACCCCACCACUCCUGACGAGAAGAAACGCCACGUCAUCCGCUCCCUCGCGAAGCCGCUCACGGAUUGUCUUUUGGGUAGUCAUGAAAACCUCUCCUCUGGGGCUGCCCUAUGCCUUAAGGCCCUUGUGGACUCUGACAAUUGGCGAUUUGCCUCAAAUGAGACAGUCAACGAGGUGUGUCAGUGCGUCGCAGGGGCUCUGGAGAAGCACGGCCAGACCAACACCCACAUGUCUUUGGUCACCUCUUUGGCUAAACACAACAGUUUAACAGUUGAGGCUUACGCGAGGCUGUUAAUCCGAUCUGGAUUGAAUAUAUUGAAAUCCGUGAACGGGGAAUGCAAUUCUCAAAAACGUUUGUCUGCUGUUCACAUGAUAAACUCUCUGAUGAGGUAUCUUGAUCCAAGAAGCAUACUGUCUGAGGUUAGGGUGGUGAUUGAGGAGAUGGAAAUGUGCCAAUCUGAGGAUAAGAUGCUCUAUGUUAGAGGGGCUGCAUUUGAGGCACUUCAAAUGGCCAAAAGGAUAAUGCACUUUGAGAAAGGGUCUUCAAGAACUGAGAAUGACGUAGCCUCAGUCACUGACUCUAAUUUUGACAGCCAAGAGUAUACCAAGAGGAGGAUCACGUUUGGUUCGGGUGAUAGUUCACCCGAUUCCCCUGAAUCACGGACCAUUGAUUCUUUUCUCGGGUUUAAUUCCUCCGGGGAUAUGAGUGACGGUCGUAGGAGCGCAAGUAGGAAACUUUGGAGAAGGCGCGACAAUGGUGGUGUCGAUGUUUCUCUCAAAGAUGGGAUCUUUUCUGAAGCCACUAAAUGUUAUAAUGACAUCCAGAACUCUGACAGUGAUCGAUUUUCUAACAAUGGUGGAGAUUAUGGUGAUGGGUUUACAGGGUUUUUUCCAGGGAUGGGUCGCAAUGGUUUUGCUAGGAGUGCCACUCCAAGCCCUCAGAGGUCGCGAUCCUAUAUAACCCCAGACAAUGUAGCCAUCUUCACAACUCCAAGAAAGCUCAUACACUCACUUCAAGAUGCACAGUACAGCAGCAGCCAUGGCUCAUCUGGAAAGCAAAGCAGAAGAAGGUAUAAGAGCCUCUCUGCAAGUGAAUUGGAGUGGAGCCCAGCCAAGUACAUAGAAAGCUGCCUCUUGGAUGCCCCAAAAAAUGGCAAUGACAACCCAUUGUAUGUUGGCAACGAAGAACCUUAUGAUCAUCAUCAAAACUCUGAAUCUGUAUCUUCUGCUGAAGAGGUCUCCCCUGAACCAAAACCUGAAAACUUCACAGACAAUGAUGAUGGCUCUGGGAAAGAAACACCAAAACCCGGGUUUUAUGUUCUGAAACUCAAGAAGAAAUCUGUGAGGGCACUUACGAUUUGCAGCAUCUUGAUUGUUCUGUUGGCUGUUCUUAUGCUUCCGUGGAUCAACGAAGAACAGCAUGGGUACAAUCUUGUUCCUACCUGAGUUUUGCUGCAUUAGUAUUUGUGUGACUUAGUAUUUGAAUGGUAUGAUUAGGUUGUAGUAGUCGUAGUAGUGCCUAUACGCGUAGUAGUGCCUAAACGCGUUAUUGAACUUUUUGUUAUUCUGUGCCAUGAUUUCUACUUCAGGUAGAAUCUGGUCUUGUACCUGACAAUUGUUGUUAUGUUCUUCAGAGGAAUGUGUUCUUCAUGUUUGACAUAUUGUAGAGCAUGUGUAAACAUGCUAUUCUAUUUGUCCUCUUACUUUGAGGGUCCACU
Cuscuta campestris is the source of this 2324-nucleotide messenger RNA. The record is from the annotation of a GenBank genome assembly. NCBI's taxonomy places the organism in Eukaryota, Viridiplantae, Streptophyta, Magnoliopsida, Solanales, Convolvulaceae.